UGGAGCACGUACCCCUCGACGAUCAAUCCUCCACUCCACGAAGCAAUCUAGCUAGCACUCCAGGCAUCUAGCCAUGGCAAACCCAUACACCUUCCUCAGACCUCACAUCGAUCCUUUCUUCCUCCCCUUCCAAAGAAGCUUAAUAGCCCCUCCAUCGUCCUCUCCCACAAAACGAGCACUCCCACUCCUCAGCCUCUUACCUUCAUCAAGCUAUGAUCACAGCAAGAUCCUUGGGUAUGCUGGUGAUCAUAAUCAACACAAGAAGGAAGAUGAGGACGUGAGCAUCUCGCUCCAAAUUGGCCCGCCGACUGCAAAUAGCGCUCUUAAUUAUGAUGGUGAUGCGGCCGCAACAUCACAAGAUGACGAGUUAUGUGGUGGUGGUGAUCACAAGGUGGACAAGGAGGAAGAAGAAGACAACGACGACGAUGUUGCCAGUGACGAUCUCUGCUUGGAGUUUGCCGUUGGAAAGCUGACCAAGGGCAAGUAUUGGAUUCCAACCCCAGCUCAGAUCCUCAUUGGGCCCACACACUUCGUCUGCCCGGUGUGCUGCAAGACCUUCAGCAGAUACAACAACCUGCAGAUGCACAUGUGGGGGCACGGGUCGCAGUACCGCCGCGGGCCGGACUCCCUCCGGGGCACGCAGCCGGCGGCGAUGCUCCGGCUGCCGUGCUUCUGCUGCGCUCCCGGGUGCCGGAGCCACGUGGACCACCCGCGGGCGCGGCCGCUCAAGGACUUCCGGACGUUGCAGACGCACUACAAGCGCAGGCACUGCUCCAAGCCCUUCCUCUGCCGCAAGUGCGGCAAGGCCCUCGCCGUCCGCGGCGACUGGCGCACGCACGAGAAGAACUGCGGCCGCCGGUGGCACUGCGCCUGCGGCUCCGACUUCAAGCACAAGCGCUCGCUCAAGGAUCACAUCCGGGCCUUCGGACAGGACCAUGUAGAGCGGCCGCCACCCGCCGCCAAGAUGUGACAGACGAUCCGUCGGCGACAUGGACGGCCGCCAGCCGGCCGGAUAACUUGAUUACCUGUGCAAUAUUAGGGGAUGUUUAUGUUUCUGGAAAUGCAUGUUGUUCUCGUUCCAACGCUAUAUUUGCUGCUAGCUGAAUUUAUUUUGUUCUUGCUGUUUCAA
Molecule: messenger RNA, 1129 nt
Organism: Lolium perenne
Lineage: Eukaryota; Viridiplantae; Streptophyta; Magnoliopsida; Poales; Poaceae
Product: zinc finger protein WIP5-like
Biological process (GO): anatomical structure development; regulation of gene expression
Cellular component (GO): nucleus
Molecular function (GO): DNA-binding transcription factor activity
Source: RefSeq, a predicted model, not a curated record